AUGUCCGAUGCAACAGUCACUCAACACCCCCCUGCAAUCAGAGUAGGCGGUCGUCGUCUCUCAGUUACUUCGCGCCCGAGGCCUCGUGCCAACUCGGAAGCUGUUGCAAACACUGGCGCAAAUAAAACCGAAGACACUGAUUAUCCGCGCCCGGCAAACCACACCGAGGAGGAGCCACAUGCCCCUCCGCAUAAUGAAGAAGAGAUUCCAAAGAAGAAGAAACAUCAUGGACAGGGCAGCCAUGACGAUAACAGGCUUCAAGAGAGCGCUUAUCGCAAGGCAGAAGCUAGCAGGCCCACCAAAGACCAUGUCGGUGGUAAAAGCGGUUAUGGUGGUGGUGGAAGGAUCGCUCAACCUGCGGGAAAGACCUUUGGGAUUUAG
Suillus discolor is the source of this 381-nucleotide messenger RNA. RefSeq lists its product as uncharacterized. Lineage: Eukaryota; Fungi; Basidiomycota; Agaricomycetes; Boletales; Suillaceae. The transcript is spliced from 3 exons. Bases 1 to 381 code for a protein of 126 amino acids. The record is from RefSeq and is a predicted model, not a curated record.